AUGAGGUUUCUUUGCCGCCGGUUACUCAACUCCGUCGAUGCAAUUGCCGGAGUAAACAGCCGGCGAUACGCCACCAAGUACGUGGCCAAAGUCACUUCAUCAUCUCCCUCCGGUCGCACUCUCUCCGCCGAAGUUUCAUUUCCUACUCCUCUCCCCACCGACGUACGUGGCUACACUCUUCCUCGCCGCCAUCUCAUCUGCCGAGCCACUAACCUCCUUCUCCGCCACCGCGGAGGCGCCGCCGGAACUUCUUCUAACCUCUCCGAUGCCUUUUCCGACCUCUCCGACUACCUCUCUUCACUCUCACUCUCCCUCACUCCCGACGAAGCUUCCGAGAUUCUCAAAUCCCUAAAUUGUCCACGCCUCGCCGUCGAAUUCUUCCAAUUCGUUCCCUCCGUUUGCCCCACCGCUCACAGCGACCCUUUCCUCUACAACCGCAUCAUCUCAAUCCUCUCCAAUUCAAAUCUCCCGGACAGAUUCGACCUCGUCCUCUCGAUCCUCGACCUGAUGGCGAAAUCAAACGUCCGCGGCAACAUCUCCGCCGUCAACAUCUUAAUCGGUUUCUUCGGAAACACAGACGAUCUACAAUUGUGCUUGAGACUGGUGAAGAAAUGGGAAUUGAAGAUGAACUCCUACACCUACAAGUGUCUCCUCCAAGCCUACUUACGAUCUCGCGACUCCUCAAAAGCAUUCGAUCUCUACUGCGAGAUCAAAAGAGGAGGAAAGCAUAACCUCGACAUCUUCGCCUCCAAUAUGUUGCUUGAUGCUUUAGCUAAAGAUGAAAAGAUUGAUCAGGCUUUGCAAGUGUUCGAAGAUAUCAAGAAAAGGCAUCGUAGAGGAGAUGAGUAUACGUACACGAUCAUGAUGAGGACGAUGGGGAGGAUCGGGAGAUACAACGAAGCCAUUGCUCUGUUCAACGAGAUGAUAACGGAAGGGCUUACUCAUAAUAACGUGGUUGCUUACAACACACUGAUUGAAGUUCUUGCAAAAGGUAAAAUGGUUGAUAAGGCUAUUCAGGUUUUUGCUAGGAUGGUGGAGAAGUGUUGUGGACCUAACGAGUUUACGUAUGAGCUGGUUCUGAAGCUUUUAGUAGCUGAAGGUGAGCUUGUGAGGUUAGAUGGGAUUGUAGAGAUGUCGAAGAAGUAUAUGACUCAAGGGAUAUACUCUCAUUUGGUUAGAACGUUAAGCAAGUUAGGGCAUUUGAGUGAGGCUCACAGGCUGUUUUGCGAUAUGUGGAGCUUCCCUGUGAGAGGAGAGAGAGAUAGUUACAUGGCGAUGCUGGAGAGUUUGUGCGGUGCGGGGAAAACCGUUGAAGCGAUGGAGAUGUUGAGCAAGAUCCAUGAGAAAGGUGUUGUUACUGAUGCUACAAUGUACAACGCCGUGUUCAAGGCGCUUGGGAAUCUAAAGCAAGUCUCUCAUAUCCAUGAUCUGUUCGAGAAGAUGAAGAAGGAUGGUCCUGAACCUGAUGUGUUCACUUACAAUAUACUGAUAUCGAGUUUUGGUAGGGCAGGAGAAGUUGAUGAGGCUGUGAAGGUCUUUGAGGAGCUUGAGAGCAACAGUGGGUUUAAACCGGACGUUGUUUCGUACAACUCUUUGAUUAACUCUUUGGGGAAGAACGGUGAUGUUGAUGAAGCUCAUGUGAGGUUUAAGGAGAUGCAAGAGAGAGGGUUUAACCCUGACGUGUACACGUACAGCACUCUGAUUGAGUGUUUUGGGAAAACAGAGAGGAUCGAGAUGGCGUAUCGGUUGUUGGAGGAGAUGGUUGCUAAAGGGUGUCAGCCGAACCUUGUGACGUACAACACGUUUCUUGAUUGUCUAGAGAAGAGUGGAAGAACAGCGGAAGCGGUUGAUCUGUAUGCGAAGAUGAAACAGCAAGGGCUCACGCCGGAUUCGAUUACUUACACUACGCUCGAACGUUUGCAGUCUGGCUCUCAUGGGAAAUCGAGAAUCCGGAGGAAGAAUCCGAUAACCGGUUGGGUUGUGAGUCCUUUGUAA
Messenger RNA from Microthlaspi erraticum, 1995 nucleotides. The record is from the annotation of a GenBank genome assembly. NCBI's taxonomy places the organism in Eukaryota, Viridiplantae, Streptophyta, Magnoliopsida, Brassicales, Brassicaceae.